Fomitopsis serialis is the source of this 723-nucleotide messenger RNA. RefSeq lists its product as uncharacterized. NCBI's taxonomy places the organism in Eukaryota, Fungi, Basidiomycota, Agaricomycetes, Polyporales, Fomitopsidaceae. Gene Ontology annotation, biological process: sterol biosynthetic process. The transcript has 2 exons. Gene Ontology annotation, molecular function: oxidoreductase activity, acting on the CH-CH group of donors, NAD or NADP as acceptor. Bases 1 to 723 code for a protein of 240 amino acids. Gene Ontology annotation, cellular component: membrane. The record is from RefSeq and is a predicted model, not a curated record.
AUGUCCCUAGCCAAACUACCAUUUCUCUGCUCCGGUUUAGCGGCUGGUCAUAUCCUCUCGUCGCCACCACAGCCGAAGGUCGACGUGCAGAAACGCCCGAGACAUGUCGGUCUAUAUGAACGUUUCUUUUCAGCCACUGCAUAUGCAGCUACCAAGUUGGUAAAGAUAACAACGUCUGCACCGCUUCUCCUCGAGAUAGCGGUCAUCCUCGCUAGCAAAUAUCCCUCGCAUCGCCUCUCCCAGUUGGUCUUGCGCACCCUGGUCGAUGGACCCUUCGCACUCACGGAGCGGAUUACCCUUUCCCGCCCCGUCCUAGUGUGCUGGGGCUUGGGAAUGCUCGGCACCUACAUACGAUAUCAGUGCUAUCGCGCGCUCGACCGCUCAUUCACCCUUGAGCUCGCCGUCCGGGACGAGCAACAGCUUGUGACGGGCGGCCCGUACAGCUACGUGCGCCACCCCAGCUACACUGCUGCAGCCGUGGCUGCAACCAGCAUCAGCCUGAUGCAGAUCGCUCAAGGUUCGUGGGCGGAGGAGUGCGGCAUCUUGCAGACACAGGUUGGGCGAGCGAUCGGAAUGUUGCAUAUAGGGCUCUGUGCGUUCCUCAACGUGUCGAUCCUAUUGCGCACAUCGAGGGAGGACGCAAUGCUGAAGAAACACUUUGGCAAGGAGUGGGAGGAAUACGCGAAGAGGGUUCCUUACCGGUUGAUCCCUUUCGUCUAUUGA